Messenger RNA from Scophthalmus maximus (turbot), 5176 nucleotides. RefSeq lists its product as uncharacterized. Bases 2407 to 4620 code for a protein of 737 amino acids. The transcript has 8 exons. The record is from RefSeq and is a predicted model, not a curated record. Gene Ontology annotation, cellular component: nucleoplasm. Gene Ontology annotation, biological process: negative regulation of DNA-templated transcription; positive regulation of DNA-templated transcription. NCBI's taxonomy places the organism in Eukaryota, Metazoa, Chordata, Actinopteri, Pleuronectiformes, Scophthalmidae.
AAAGAAAACAGAAAAUAUUCACAUUUAAGAAGCUGAAAUUAGAGAAUUUUUACUUCCUUUUUUUUCUCAUAAAAACUACUUGUUUAAUUUAUUAGUCGAUUAAUUGUUGCAGCUCUAUUGAUGUGAGUUAGGAUGUAAAACCUGUGGUGCUCUUUGCUGCAGCUAAUGCUGUCAGCGUCGCGUGGGAAAGGAAACAUAAGUGUGAUAUGUAAAUAAAAAAAUGUAUUUACAUGAAUUUAUUUAAAAUUUAACUACCAUGUUUUAUAAUUUGGAAUAAUGCUGGACAAAAUAUGCUGUUUCUAAUUGUUUUUAAUUCCUUUCAGGAAAUCAUCUCGCGACCCCCCCUUCAAAUAUGUCUCCUGGGCUUACGCUAACCACUUAAGAUUAAACAGAGCAAUCAUCCUUUCAUAAUCAUUCAUCAUUCAAUCAUUCAUAAAUCACUCUUCUGACGUUUUCUUUGUUUGUGAUGCCUUUACAAAGAAACAUUACAAACACAAUACAUCAUGUGCAUAGUUACAGGUGCGCUCUGGUAAUUGGAAAAAAUAGGGCUAUACUGCAGAGGUCAUUUCAGCUGACGACAGACAAAACAGUGUAGACCAGACUCUUUGAUUUGCUACAGUGGUUUAUGUACCUGCUGUACAUGAAAAUUGAUAAGUCAGCAGAAGCUAUUUCUGUUUGUUUUAAAGAAAUAGCGACUAGUUUGUUGGUGUGCCAGAUCUCAACUACCGUGCAGCCUAAAAUACUUGCUAUCAGUGAAAAAUAAACAGGAAUUGAGUAUUGGCAAAGGAAAUGAUCCAGUGAGGAAAGUGUUUGCAGCAUCAUCCCCAACAUUGAAGAAACGCAUUGGACAGAAGCUUACACCAAAUGAUAAUGCUAUGUUAUUUUUGUGUCUAUAUAUAUACACACUCACACACCAUUCAGCCACAACCAGUAACUGUUUUUAAUGUGGUUCAUUUGGUGUAAAUAUAAAUACAGUGGUGUGAAAGUAUCAAAGGACAACAUUUAUUUCAUAGUUUGUCAUUAUAUACAUUUGGUUUAUUUUGUUUCAUAUAUCAACAUCUUUGCCGGUGAGAUGAGGCUCUCGGGAUGUUGGUCUGUCUGUCAUUUGUUCCAACACUUAUUACCAGUUUUGCUUGUAAUAUUUGCUCUUAUUCUGUUUCAGUGCUUUGAGCAGGUUGUUUGUAUUAUUUGCAGAGUCCAUACUGUUCUGAACAGAUGGGGAAAUGUUUCUACUCUGUAUGAACUUACUGUAAUUUCUUCCUGUUGCUAUGUUUUGUUGUAUCUCAUACAGUGUACAACCAGAAAUUUGAAAAACAAACCCUUUAAUGUCUUUUUUUCAGCCACUUUGUUUCUCAGCCCUGGCAACAUCCUACAAACUUUGUCAUUUAUCUCCAAGAAAUACUACCAUCAAAUUAAAAUACACGCUGUGUCUUUGCUAAUCAACAAUGGUAAACAGUCAAAAGGUGGAGGUCUGGGGGGAUUCUUGGCACCCGGACAGAUUAUCCCAUCUCCCUUUUGUUUUUACUUCAAACAUGUUUAAUAGCCAGGGACCCAGACGAAUUCUGGGAGCUAAUUUCAUUUGCUCUGUCAGACUACGUCUGGAUCCCCUCCAUUGUAAAAGGAUUUCCCACUGGCAGAAAUCCUGCUGGAUCAAUCACAACUUAUUAUCUGAUAAUGGGCGCGGUUAAUACCAUGAAGCGGAGAGAAACGACUUUUGUAAACAACCAAGAUGGCUGCCACUGAUGAACGAGCAUUUGACUUAAACUUCCAGAAAUUUUCGAAUUUCUCCCACAAAAACUCCAACAGACAUUGUGGAAUUAUCAUCACAGACACCUCUUCUCUGCUGUAGUCUGUUUAAAUUUUCGUGUCGCUCAACAGAAGUGACAUGUUUUGUUGCGCUCACUGGUUGAGGUAUAUCUAAUUGCGUACAGAGGCAUUUUGGUCUGCGUCCCUCGUUAAUGCCUUUUGGUAAUCGAAAAUGAGCUGAGAGGUCAGUCAGGCUCUAUGUGUUAUGCAGUUUUGAGACACUUUAAUUCUCACUCGCUUUUCAGAAAUCCACUUCCUCAGUGGCAAAAAACUGUCAGAAACCCCUGAAGGUUAAUCUGGGCCAGUUGGUCAUGAUGUCAUUUCUUACUUUAAGCAUGAUAUUAAUUGAGCAUUUCAAACUGUUGUGUAUAUAAUUAACGAGAUUGUAAAACUUACUGCACAUUAUAUGGAAUAUUACCACAGGCCAUUUAAACGGUUUCUAUUUAGAUCACUGUAAAUGUCUAGUAUUCUGUAUCUAGUCACUAAAACAUUUAAAAACCAAAACAUAAAUACAUUUUAAAGUUGUAAAUUUAAAUUUUUAAAUUAUUUAAAUUUUAAUAUAUUUCAAACGUAACCACACGGAAUAAAAAUGCUAUAAAUAUGCUGUUGCUGUUCUGUGUUGUACAGCACUAUAACAUGAACUCUGAAUACUCUCAGCCCCACUGUAGCAGCUUCUCCAUAGACCGUAGUACGGUGAUGCAGCAUGCAGAACCACCACAACUCCCAAAGUGGAAUCCCACCCCUGUGGAUCAUCAUCUUCAAGACAACAGUCAACGAGCUGGAGAGGAAUUCUUGAGAUGCAUUGCGGCUAAUAAGCCUCUCCCAGAUUAUCUAAAGGGGGACAUGGCAUACAACCUUGCUGAGGCCUUAAAGUCGGCUAAUGUCCUGAAAGAUGUAGUCAAAUCAGACCAUGAGUUCCAGAAGCAUGUGAACCGGAGCGGAAGUCGAAGCAGAAGCCGUGACAGAAGCCGUGGAAAAUCUCGUGCUAAGAGCUCUGCGCGAAGCAGGAGCCGAGUGCGCAGCCGAAGCAGAGGAAGGAGUAAAAGUCACGCUCAUGGCAAGAGUCGCGCUAGAAGCAAAAGCAGGGCAAGAAGCAAGAGCAGGGCAAGAAGCAAGAGCAGGGCAAGAAGCAAAAGCAGGGCAAGAAGCAAGAGCAGGGCAAGAAGCAAAAGCAGGGCAAGAAGCAAGAGCAGGGCCCGCAGUAAGAGUCGGAGCAGCAGCCGAAGCAGGAGGAAAAGUCGUGCACGGAGCAAGAGUCGGGUCAGGAGGUCCGAGUCACGAAGUAGCAGCAUUGAAAAGAGCCGUGCUGCCAACUGUAAUAAUUGGACAGGGAAAAGUCUGUUGCAGGGACUGAAGAUGGUCAUGAACAGCAAGGAACUGGAAGAGCGGUUGCCUACCCUCAAAGACGCCAUCUUCACUAUUCAGACGUCUGACAGCAAAAAGGUUCUGGAUGAGCAUGACGAAGCCAUGAAUUUGGCUUCUCUGGAAAACGACAGUAUGCUUCUUCCCCACGACAGAGUAGGCAGUGACUUCUCCUGGCUCCAAUCAACGAAGGAAGAGGACUCCACAGACAGGAAAGCUGAAGAACUUGAAGACGAGGAGUCGUUCCUAUAUGGGAAUGAAGGCACUGGAAGAAAACCAACCACUAAAUCCUCUACCGCCCUUUUCCCAGUGUUUUCUCAGACCGGAGAACAUUCCAAACUGCAUAAAAUGGAUGUUUCUGCUCCGAGCAGUCAACAGCAUAAUAAGAGCAUGUCCGCACUCGGUAGCUUUGGGGAUCUGCUCGACCUGAAGGUGCCUCUUCAAAUGAUUUCCUCUUUUAACCUGGACAGCGGUGAUUAUGAGAAGAUCAGGAGCAUAUUAAGAAGUCAGGGCACAGCAGACAUCAGCAAUAUCAUGGCGAAGAUGCAGGGGGAGAAGCAGCCGUCUCCUGCAGAUCCAACAGCGGCGGCCUUCGCUUUGCCAGCAAUGAAAAACCCUAAUGUACAGCAAGCUCUGGAAUCUCUACAGUCUCUGAUAAAAGCGACAAAGGAGAAGCGGGAAAAAGGUGACGGCAGUGGCACGCCUCACACCUCUGACAAACACAAGUCAAGUGACGAUGGGGAACUGAAGACAGAGAAACAGGCAAGAAUGAGUAAAAUGGAAUCUUUGAUGAAAGAAAUGGAGGGAUUGAUGAAACAGGACGGACUGAGUUUUCUGACACCAGUGGUUGGGUUUUACUGCCAAAAAUGUGAGGAGUUCAUUGGAGAUUUAAGCUCUGCUGAAAAACAUGCGGCCAUCCACCAACACACUAACUCUAGCAGUAAAAUGCAAGUGGGUCAACAUGCUGGACAGACCACUGAAGGCAGCAAAGGACACUCCCACUCAAUUAGCAGCGGUGGCGGCCAACGACACCCACACCCCUCAGACAGGAGAGAUCACAGGAACUACGCCUACCAGAGAGAUUCAGGAGACCACAGAAAUCGCAGAGACCAGCAGCAGGGCUGGAGGAGUGAGCAGGAUAACAGAGGCAAGGUCGACGACAACUGCAGAAAUCACAGGGAGGGGCCGGAGAACAUCUCCUUGAAGGAGGAGAUGAGUAAGGAGAGGAUGCUCAUCACGGUGUCACGUGGACUGACUCCGCCGAACGUAAAAGUCAAAGAGGGGAAGGUAAAGAAGGAGCAGGCCAUCAAAGGCCAUGGCAAAGUGAAAGUGGAACAAAAGGAUGAAAGCAGCGAUGGUAGUGAAGAUUGCAAAGUCAAAAAGCCUAAAGAGAAAUCGUCUAAAAAGAAAAAGAAGAAGAAGAAAAAGAAACAGAAGGGGGUUCAGUCCUGAUAUGCCCGUACAUUUUUUCUACCUUUGUCUGACAGAUCCCUGACGUCAAGGUCUGAGUUUUAUCUUCUCGCUCCUGGACACCAUGCGGUAGUUUUCCUUUCUCUUCCCAGUUAGCUCUUCUUUGCUGGUGAGAUCAGAAGACGGAGGUAGGCCGUCAGAAGUGAUUCAUCAUUGUCCUUAAAGGAACAGUCUGACCUGUCGGGAAGUGCACACCUACAUUAAUAAGAGAAGAGUAGUAUCAGUUUCAUCUCUGUGCGUCUAGUAUCGAAUGAGUAAUGCGGAUGUUUUGACCUGUUGGAGGCGCCAUCCUCUCGAUACAACCUCUUCCAGUAUUUGUGCUCACCAUGUGUAAACAUGUCCCACAAUGACACACACACAUACACACAUGAAAUCGAUAUUAAUCUUCUCCUUUGGCUGUCGCUACCUUUUCAAACAAGUGCAUUUCCUGACUGUAGACAAGCUCCUCUUACUGUGUCGCUACCAACAGGUUUUUAUAUGAAAAUGACGAUGUAAAUGUUUAACGUUUCAUCUUCUGAUUAAAUGUUUGAAAAAGGAA